GAAAAGAACCCUAGGCUGCUGCAAGCAGCGUCGAAGCGUUUAACAAUUUCAUUCAUUCAGAAUUCUAAGUUCUAACAAUGACGAACAGCGAGGUUCGCAGCAAAAAACGCAAGAAAUCCAGCAAACACCAUGCACCAAACAACAACCACCAUGGCGAUGAAGAGCAAGAGCUUCCUUCUUCAGAUUCUGCUAAGCGUGCAAAGUCCAGCAAACCCUCCAAGCCUUCUGGGUUUCUGGAAAAGAUGCGGGCGAGGUUGUCUGGUGGGCAUUUCAGGAUGCUGAACGAGAAGCUAUACACUUGCACUGGGAAGGAGGCGCUAGAUUAUUUCCAGGAAGAUCCGUCCCUGUUUAACUUGUAUCAUGCAGGAUAUCAAACACAAAUGUCGAAUUGGCCUGAACAGCCGGUUAAUGUAAUUAUUAAGUGGUUGAGAAAACAGAACCCAUCUUUUGUUGUUGCUGACUUUGGUUGUGGGGAAGCACUCAUUGCUAAUAGUGUGAAGAAUACUGUCUUCUCUCUGGAUCUUGUCUCUAAUGAUCCAAAAGUAAUUGCUUGUGACAUGGCAAAUGCUCCCAUUGUCUCGUCAUCUGUUGAUGUUGCUGUCUUCUGUCUUUCAUUGAUGGGAACCAACUACCAAAGUUACAUUCAAGAAGCAUACAGGGUACUUAAACCAGGUGGGUGGCUUCUGAUAGCAGAAGUUAAGAGUAGGUUUGAUCCAAAUACUGGAGGAGCAGAUCCAGAAAAGUUCUCAAAGGCUAUUUUGGAGCUAGGUUUCAACUCUGUGAAACAGGACUUCUCCAAUAAGAUGUUUAUUUUGUUUUACUUCACAAAAAAGGAAAAGAAAAAUUCUAAAAAGAACAUUGAAUGGCCAAUGCUUAAACCUUGUUUGUACAAGCGUCGUUAGGAUAAUGGGAAAUUUUCAUUAUUUUUCCUCAAUUGUUGUCUUCACGAAAGUUAAUUAUAUUUCUUUCAUGUUAGCAUGGCUAGUUAGUUCUUGUGUCCCCCGUUUAUUCUUUUAUUUUAAAUGCAUAUUAGGAGUUACACCUGGUUUACAAAUUGACUAUGACUACCUAAUAUCCGAGGGAUUUACUUCA
This is a messenger RNA of Lotus japonicus, 1092 nucleotides long. Its product is annotated as ribosomal RNA-processing protein 8. The record is from RefSeq and is a predicted model, not a curated record. Lineage: Eukaryota; Viridiplantae; Streptophyta; Magnoliopsida; Fabales; Fabaceae. The coding region runs from base 78 to 902 and encodes 274 amino acids. Gene Ontology annotation, molecular function: methyltransferase activity. The transcript has 9 exons. Gene Ontology annotation, cellular component: nucleolus.